CACUAGCCUUUCAUUCCUAAUCCGUAUUAUUCAUCAGAAAAAGAAAUCCAUUGCUUCGCAAUUCUCUCUCCACCAGUGGCUUCAAACCCUAACCCUAGCUCGAUUCCUUGAUCUCAUUCAACGUCUGCAAUCGUCUCCGGGCUUCAAAUUCGUGGAAGGAUUCUAAUCGAAAGCUUUCUCUGCCAAAAAUUUCGACUUCUCCUUUGGUUGAACUCGAGGCUCUUCGGGUUCGAAGGUUUUAUUGGAGAUAUUCGAAGAAGAAUCGAAGUACUCCACGCGAAGUUUUCAGAUAUCUGCCAACUGCGUUGUUUGCUCCUUGGAUCGAUUGUUGGAGCCGAGGCCUUCUGAUCGUGUAGAUUUUGUUUUCCAGAAGUUUUCGAAGUUUGCCCUACUUUGUUAGUGUUACAAGAGGGAUUUUCUGUCUCUCUCUCUCUCUCCAUGAAACCGGUGGUUUUUUGCUCGGAUUGGUGAUGAUCGGCGGUGGAUGAUCUCCUUGACGAACUGAUUCUCUAGUAUUGAAUGCUCGUCGAAAUCCCAUUACUUAUUCCAGAUUCAUGUGUAAUUGAAUCGGAGAAAAUUCUUUGUAGGGUUCGUCUUCGAAGACCUUGUGAAGAGCUCUGCGCAGCGGGGGUUCGAUAUGUUUGAUCCUUAUUGAGUAAUUGAAAAAAUAGAAAAGAAAAAAGAGUUUGAAUUUUUUGUACCUUUCAAUUGAUUUCAAUACAAGGCCCUUAUAUUUUUUUUCAGAGGCCUUUUGAUUGAUAUAUGCUUCAGGGCUUUUGAUUGUUCCUAUUUUGGUAUAAUAUUUCUCUUAGAAAAUUUUAAAGAAUUUAUUUUUACCAUGGCGGUCUAUUAUAAAUUUAAGAGUGCAAAAGAUUAUGAUUCAAUUGCUAUGGACGGUCCCUUCAUCUCAGUUGGUACCUUGAAAGAAAAAAUAUUUGAAACCAAGCAUUUGGGAAGGGGUACUGAUUUCGAUCUUGUGGUCACCAACGCCCAGACCAAUGAAGAAUAUCUUGAUGAAGGGAUGUUGAUACCAAAAAAUACCUCAGUUUUAAUUCGUCGAGUUCCAGGCCGGCCUCGUAUGCCCAUUGUUACUGAUCCAAAUCCAAAGGUGGAAGAUAGGAUGGAAGAACUUGAACCUGAAAAGACUAGCUUUCCAGUAGCUGAUUCAUCUGUCAUGAAAUAUCCUGAUGAUUCGGAAUGGGAUGAUCUUGGGGGUGAUUUAUAUGAGAUUCCUGAAGUUGUGCCAGUUCAAUCCAGUCAUGUACUUCCAGAAGCUACUCCUACCAACAAAGCUGACGAGGAGAGCAAGCUUAAGGCUUUAAUUGAUACCCCUGCCUUGGAUUGGCAACGACAAGGUCCUGAAGGAUUUGGUGCUGGUAGAGGUUUUGGCAGGGGUAUGGGGGGAAGAAUGAUGGGUGGCCGUGGUUUUGGUCGAGCAGGAAUGGAGAGGAAAACACCUCCACAGGGCUAUAUAUGUCACAGGUGCAAGGUGCCUGGGCAUUUUAUUCAACACUGCCCUACUAAUGGAGAUCCAAAUUUUGACAUUAAAAGAGUGAAGCCACCCACUGGCAUUCCUAAGUCCAUGCUGAUGGCGACCCCAGAUGGCUCAUAUGCAUUACCAAGUGGUGCAGUAGCUGUGUUGAGACCAAACGAAGCUGCUUUUGAGAAAGAGAUUGAAGGGUUUCCAUCUACACGAUCUGUUGGAGAUCUACCCCCUGAGCUACAUUGUCCAUUGUGCAAGGAAGUAAUGAAAGAUGCAGUUUUGACAAGCAAGUGCUGCUUUAAGAGCUUCUGUGAUAAAUGUGUCAGGGACUAUAUUAUCUCAAAGUCAAUGUGUGUCUGUGGGGCUACAAAUAUACUUGCAGAUGAUCUUUUGCCUAAUAAGACACUCAGGGAUACAAUCAACCGUAUCUUGGAAUCUGGUAAUAGUAGUGCUGAUAAUGCUGGGAGUACAUUUCAAGUGCAAGACAUGGAGUCUGCUCGCUGCCCACAGCCCAAAAUUCCAUCACCUUCAAUGUCAGCUGCAUCUAAGGGAGAACAUAAACCAUCACCUGCCAAGGAAGAAACUUCAAGGGUAAUGUACAUUGCAGAUGAGCCGAAGCCUAUAAUAGCUACACAUCAAGCAGUAGAGAAGGUGAAGACUGCGAGAAUAGCUGAUGUAUCUGAAGCCACUCAUGAAUCAGUGAGUAUCAAGGAACCAGCGUCGCAGUGCAGUGCUCCACUUGUUGAGGAAGAAGUUCAACAGAAGCUAAUUUCUGUUGAGGCAGGAAAGAAAAAGAAAAAGAAGAAAAUCCGCAUGCCUGCUAAUGAUUUGCAGUGGAAAGCCUCUCAAGAUUUCGCAGUUGAUAAUUAUAUGAUGCCUAUGGGGCCUUCUACUUAUAAUCCUUCUUUUAAUCCCUCAUAUAAUCCUUCUACUUAUAAUCCAUACUGGGCUGGGAUGCAACCUGGUAUGGAUGGAUAUAUGGCCCCAUUUCCUGGACAGAUGCCUUAUAUGGGUUAUAGCAUGGGACCCUUAGACAUGCCAUUUGGUCCAGGUUUUGUUCCACAAGAUCCGUAUGGUGGUCAAGGUUGUAUGUACCCUGUUGUUCCUCCUCAGAGGGAUCUUGCAGAAUUUGGAAUGGGUAGGAAUCUAGCACCACCCCACCCUCUCAUGAGUAGAGAAGAAUUUGAAGCACGGAAGGCUGACUUGAGGAGGAAACGUGAGAUUGAGAGACGGGGUGAUAGCAGCAGAGAUUUUUCCAAAGAGCAGGAUUUUGGUAGAGAAGUGAACAGCCGCGGCGGCAACAGUGGUGGUGGCGGCGGCGGUGGUAGUGGACCGAUGAUGAAACCCAAAUCUGUGCAGAGACCAGUGGACAGAUCACCUCCCCCAGACUAUAACUACCGCCACCGUUCCGAGAGAUCUUCCAUCGACAGACCUCCCAGAGAUGUCGAACCUCCACGCCCACCCAAGAGAAAGUCUGACCAACACCACGACCGUGACCGUGACCGUGACCGGGAACGAGAUCGGGACCUCGACCAUGACCGUGAACGUGACCGGGACUACGACUAUCCCGAACGGGAAAGGGACCACUAUCAACGCCGGCGUUCAGGGUCAUCGGGCAGGCCGACUUCUGAAGCCUCAACCAAACCCCCGGCAUCGUCGGCUUCUGCCUCGGCAGCUGCUUUAGAGGCAGCGGCGGCGUUAGACCGCAAGAACAAGGCGAGCGUUUUCUCUCGCAUAAGCUUUCCGGAGGGAGAAGUCUCAAAGAAGCGUAAGCUUUCUUCUUCUCCGGCGAAUGAGACGUGCGGUGCUGCCACUGCUGCUGCUUCUUCGACUCACCACAAAACGGCGUCGUCUAACGGGUACUACGACGAUCACCACAAGUCUUCGUCUUCGUCGCUGAAGGCAGCAGCGGCAGUGAUCAGUGGUGGAGGAAGGAAAUCAGCUGCUUCUAUGGAUUACGAGUCUAGUGAUGACGAUCGGCACUUCAAGAGGAAGCCGUCGAGGUACGAGCCUUCUCCACCUCCCCCCUCGGCCGAUUUGGAGGAGCCAAAGCACCCUUCUAGAGGUUCCAGGGAUCGAGAGCGAAGCAAGCACAGAUAGAUAGAUAGAUAGAGGAAGAAGAAAGAGUAGUGGAUGUAAAGACUGAACCAACCAAAGCAUUGGCGACGGCAGGCAGCCAUGGCUCUUCUCGCACUGCUUCAAUGAGAGAAAGAGAGAGUGUGCGACCACUGGCCAGCGACCAUUAAAUGUUGAAAGAAACCCCACAAUUCGAAUUCGAAUUCGAAUUCGAAAUGAAAAUGAUGGGAUUGUUGUGUUGGGAGAGAGAACGUGGAAUACCAUUUGUUGUGUAUCAUUUCCUCUUUAUUUUUUCCCUUAAAAGAAACAAUUAUAAUGAUAUUUAACAAUAAAGUUUGUGACCUUUUUCUCUUUAA
Molecule: messenger RNA, 3915 nt
Organism: Humulus lupulus (European hop)
Lineage: Eukaryota; Viridiplantae; Streptophyta; Magnoliopsida; Rosales; Cannabaceae
Product: E3 ubiquitin ligase PQT3-like
Exons: 15
Coding region: 839-3583 (914 amino acids)
Biological process (GO): mRNA processing; ubiquitin-dependent protein catabolic process; protein ubiquitination
Cellular component (GO): nucleus
Molecular function (GO): zinc ion binding; ubiquitin protein ligase activity; nucleic acid binding
Source: RefSeq, a predicted model, not a curated record